This is a messenger RNA of Papilio polytes (common Mormon), 3352 nucleotides long. RefSeq names its product G-protein coupled receptor Mth2-like. Gene Ontology annotation, cellular component: membrane. The transcript is spliced from 9 exons. The record is from RefSeq and is a predicted model, not a curated record. Lineage: Eukaryota; Metazoa; Arthropoda; Insecta; Lepidoptera; Papilionidae. The annotation marks the transcript as partial. Gene Ontology annotation, biological process: cell surface receptor signaling pathway. Gene Ontology annotation, molecular function: transmembrane signaling receptor activity.
UCUCUGAAUAUCUGUUAUGAUAGGUUGGUGGCUGACGUCGUCAAUGGGACCGUAAUGCAAUACAUUCCGCAAACGAUAGGAUUAACCUGUGUAAACAAUGAUACUGAAACUAAACCGGAAUCAGCCUUACAAAUAAAUCACGUUCGGAAAUGCUGUAAGAAAGGACAAGUUUUUAACGAUAGGAAUCAUGUGUGUAUUGAUAGUGGAGACAUUGACGAGAAGUGGAUUGUUGACCGUUUGAAUAUAACAGACAGUUAUGUGUACGAAGUCGACAUCGGCUUGCAGUGCAAGUCUGACGAGUAUGCUGUUGAAUUACGACAAAGGGAUUAUAUUUUUUCUGUUAAUAAAAAUGGUUUAACAACUACGAGCAGAAAGGAUAGAAGUAAAAUAAAUACGCUGAUGAAAGGUGAAUGGUGCAUCGAUCAAGGAGAUGGUAUCGAUGAUUUAGUCGCUAAGGUUUGCACUCGAAAUUGCGCUGCUUUCAACGCCUUUUGCAUACGUAAAUGCUGUCCUGAAGGAUACCAUUAUAAAGUUAAAAGAUGCAACAGUUUAGUCAGUUCUUGCGUCCCAAAUGUAGACGAGCAAAAUUAUUUCCGACCAAUGUAUUACUUGGAACCAUUAAAGAAUGAUUACUUCGGUUUGACAGAGGUAAUGGGAAUCCGCACGAGCUUAGAUUGCCCGGACAGAAAGUUCGCGCUUAACAGAUCGGACCCUCGUGACAACCAUCGUUUGACUUCUGAGGGUUUGCUGGAAUCUUCUAUAUCCAUAACUAACGACUACUGUAUAGAAAUGUUCGAUCGAAGGCAUUGCCCUGAGAAUGACGUCAUAUCCAGUACUCUCCUUUGCUUCAUUGCAGCAGAGAAUAUAAAGGACUUUCGCGUUGCUUUCGUGAUAAAUAGUAUAUCCAGCGUUUGCUUGGCGUUGACGCUGAUAGUGUACUGCGCGUUGCCGGAGCUGCGCAACUUGCACGGCCAGACUCUCAUCUGCCACGUCAGCAUGAUGCUGCUCGCCUACUCCUGCCUCGCGAGAGUACAGUACAGCCCGGUCGUUGACAGGCUCACAUGCAAAUUACUUGGGUACGGUAUCUAUUUCGGCUUCAUGGCGGCGUUCGGCUGGCUGAACGUCAUGUGCUUCGACAUAUGGUGGACAUUUGGGAGUGUGAGAACUGUUCAACCUUUAAGGAAGAGCAGUUCUGAACGUCGCCGUUUCGUGUGGUACUCCAUGUAUGCUUGGAGUAUCGCAGUACUAAUGACACUAUCGAUGUUCCUUUUGGACCACUAUCCUAUUUCCAUCAUCCUCGAUGCCAACAUCGGCAGUGGUGCCUGCUGGUUUGGAUCACUUCAGAACUUGCAAUCAGAUUGGCCUCACUACAUAUAUUUUGUGAUACCAAUAGGCAUUAUAACGGGCACUAACUUUAUUCUAUGGAUAUUGACUGCGCGGCAUUGCGCUCGUGUCAAGUCCGAGGUUCACCGCUUGCAGGCCGGCUCCGUCGGUGACCGUGCUAAGCGACGUUUUCGUGUUGACAGAGCUAAAUACGUUCUGACUGGAAAGCUAUGGGUGGUGAUGGGCGCAGGCUGGGUGUCGGAACUGCUCUCUACUAUUGUGACACAGCCGCUAUGGCUUUGGACUAUCGUCGAUCUGUUCAAUGAACUACAGGGUGUUUUCAUUUUCCUCAUUCUGGUAGUUAAACCUAAACUCUACUACCUGAUCAGAAAACGCUUAGGUUGUUCUCGGACUCCGAUAGACCCAAGGCUGGAGAAACCGGACUCGCAGAAGAAUGGCACCUCCUCCUCGGCCCGCACCUCCUCCACCUUCCUGUCGAGGACAAUCAGCUCUGAUGAACGCGCUAAUUUACGUACCAACCAACACAAUAACCACAAGCAAUCUUAAUGUAUCGAUGUCUGAUUUGUAUCAUAGAGAGGUCUUUCUUAAACUUUUACUAAUGCAGAAGUUAUUCAGCUUGUUGUGAAUACUUCCAUAACAGUUUUGUUAUUUAAAUUAUUCUUAUCUUGUUUUGAUUGAUAUAUUCAAUGCAGGACCUGAACUUUAAAUAAUAACAGCAUUGAGAAAAUAUCAACACGAGGAAAACCGAUACAGUAUACAGUACAUAAUGUUUGCGUUCACAAAAAUGAAUGCGGAAAUUUUUUCGUGUAAUCUUUGAAUAAACAAUUAUCUUCCAAUCAUCUGAUCAUAACAUGCAUUAUACCGAUUUACAAUGCACUUGUUUAGAAAGACUUUUCUGGGGAAUUAAUCGUGUGAAAGUGUCUUAACUUGGCUACAUUAAUUUUUAUCUGAACACAUAUAUUCAAUAUUAGUAGUUUUUAUUAACCAUUGUCAUUACUAAAUGCUAUUAGUAAUAUUGAAAUAGUGGUAUUUGUAAUAAUUACCGGAAGCUAAUGUUUAUAUUUCAUCAUGCGUUUGAGAAUCUCUGUAUUAACCAUAUAGUCAACUAAAAAAAUAAAAAUGUUUACCAUUUUUAACAAAAAUGUUUGUUUCCAUUUGACAUUAUUUUUAAGACAUUCGAUGUUUUUAUAUUUUGAUAUUGAUGCAUUGGCUUAAUUUAAUCAGUAAAAAGCGUAAACUAAUGAACAAAUAAAGGACUUGAGUUUAGCUAGAAUAUGAUUAAUAUUUGUUUAAAAAAUCUGGAAGUUGAAUGUAUUUGUAUAAGACUACGGCAUCACUAAAAAUAGAACGGUUAAAAGAAAUCCAAAUAUAGAUCUAGUCAUAAUGUAAUUAGGUAUUUCCGAUUAUUACUAUGUUCGAUGUAUAGCUUCGUAAGUCAUGUAUGAUGGGCGUCGCCAGGCGGGGUUGGGAGAAAGCUUCCUAUCCCAAAAAAUCAAAAAAUGUAAAAUUAAUGUAAAAUGGCAUCGAAUUAAUGGUAACUGCUGAGGAGUAGUAGGCCUAGAACUUCCUAGAUCAUUGGCUGGCGACGUCUAUGGUAUAAAGUAGUUAAGGUACAAUAAACUAAGGAAUAUUCUUGUAAAUCAUAUUUUAAUUGCACGUAUAUUGAUUAUUAUCCCACCUACAUUCGUAUAAGAUAUUUUUUAUAUUAUAACUAAAUCACGUUAUGUAAUAUUAUAUUUUGGCCAGCAACGCAUCUGUAGUUCCUCUGGUAUUACGGAUAUCCAUGGGUGUCGUUGAUCACCUUUGUGUUAUCACCGCUCUUGUGCCUGCCUUUCAUAAAUAAAAUAUAUAAAAAUGCAAAUUUGUAAUUGAGAAUUAAAUGUUACUGUCUUGUUUCGUUAUGAAUCAAGUUAUCGAAUUUUAUAUUUUUUCUUUUAACAAUACGCAACAAUUAAAUCUAGAAACUUAUGUUUUGUCAUUCGAUCAAAGUAGUGUUGUUUAUAUUAUA